Molecule: messenger RNA, 1191 nt
Organism: Colias croceus (clouded yellow)
Lineage: Eukaryota; Metazoa; Arthropoda; Insecta; Lepidoptera; Pieridae
Exons: 7
Coding region: 172-993 (273 amino acids)
Source: RefSeq, a predicted model, not a curated record
AACUUACUUAUAACGACUUUUUUGUAUUAUUGUCACUUUAUAUAUAUAUAUAUAUUUUAAAGUUCAGUUGAUGUUCGAAGUAUGAAAUUUUGUAACGGUAAUUAUUGUUAUGGUUUUGUGAAUUUGUGAGUACUUUGGUUAUCUGUGAAAGUGACUAAAAGGAUUUUGACAAUGUGGUGGUUAUUAAAGUUAACCAUAAUACUGCAAUACGUCCAAUCCGUUCGUAUAAUCAACAUGCGGGUACCAGAAGUCCUCCAGUACGGCACCAGAGACACAAUCACGCUUGACUGCGAUUACGUCACCGCCAACGUCACGGGGUUGGUCGUCAAGUGGUUCUUCAAUGAGCGGUCGCAUCCCGUGUAUCAAUGGAUCCCCCCGCAGAGGCCGCAAGCGUUGGGGGUGCUGAAAAAUAAGGUGGACCUCUCUUUCAAGAUCUCUAACAACCCGUACACCCAACACAGGGCGCUACGAAUUAUUGAACCCAGUACCGAAUUAACUGGGAACUACACCUGCGUUGUCUCCACAUUCCUGGCUGAAGAUGAGAGGACGAAGCCUAUGACUAUAUUCGUACCAGAAAAAAGAUUCGACAUGAUCAUGGACAGACUGAAUGACGGCUACUUGAAUAUUAUAUGUUCUGUGGAAGGAGUCUUCCCGAAACCAGAGCUGGUCAUCUUGGCGGGAAACAGGCCAUUAAACGCGAAAUCCUCUCUGAACCUAAUCGAGGGUCGCUACACGGCUCUGACCAGCGCCGUGGUGAAGAUCCAGCACUUACCACCCACUGUGGAAAUAUUGUGCGACAUGCAGGUGCCGCUCGCUAACUAUUAUAGCAGGAAACGGGAUAUAUUUUAUAGAGAUCCUCAUUUAACAACGUAUGAUCCUCCCGGCUCUGCAAACUCAAGAACAGCCAGAGAUCAUGGUUUCAUGAAGCAGUGUACUCCGGCGUUAAUCAUUGUCAUGAUUUUAUUUCACUUUACAUUAAUUAAUAUCACGUGACAUAAGUAAUUAUAAUGUAAAUAAUUAGUUUAUAUUUGUAUAUAAUUUUGUAAAUAACAAUUUAUAUAAGGAAAUCAAUUAUUGAGAUACAUGUUGUUUAGUUUAUAGAUAUUUUCUUUGUGCUAAAUUAUUAUAAGGCGGGAAUAUUUUAUGUUUAAUGAAAAAGGUUGUACUAUUUUUAUUUCUAUGGCUUAAAUG